Molecule: messenger RNA, 627 nt
Organism: Chanos chanos (milkfish)
Lineage: Eukaryota; Metazoa; Chordata; Actinopteri; Gonorynchiformes; Chanidae
Gene: fgf18a
Product: fibroblast growth factor 18a
Exons: 5
Coding region: 1-627 (208 amino acids)
Molecular function (GO): growth factor activity
Source: RefSeq, a predicted model, not a curated record
AUGUGGCCCGUUCUCUCCACGCUUGCUGUCAUAUAUAUCCAGACGAUGCUGGUGAUGUGCAAUCCUUUACAGGUGUUUGGGGUUGAGGGGGUGAAUUUCAGCGUGCAUGUCGAAAACCAGACUCGUGCACGAGAUGCCAUGAGCCGUCGGCACCACAGAGUGUACCAGCUGUACAGCAGAACCAGUGGAAAACACGUCCAGGUACUAGGCCGACGGAUCAGCGCCAAAGGAGAGGAUGGAGACAAAUAUGCCCAGCUCGUAGUGGAAGCGGACACAUUUGGCAGUCAAGUACGAAUCCGGGGGAAAGAGACCAAUUACUAUCUGUGCAUGAACCGCAGGGGCAAACUGGUUGGCAAGAAGGCUAGCAAUCGCAGCGCAGACUGUGUCUUUGUGGAAAUGGUUCUGGAGAACCAUUACACGGCGCUAAUGUCGGCACGCUAUACGGGCUGGUAUGUGGGUUUCACCAAGAGGGGACGACCUCGCCGCGGUCCGCAAACGUUGCCCAACCAACAAGACGUCCAUUUUAUGAAACGUUUUCCGCCCGGUGAGCAGCCCGACCUGCAGCCUUUCCGUUUCACCACGGUUAGCAAACGCAGCAAGAGGGUCCGUGCUGCGCGACCACGCUAG